Molecule: messenger RNA, 3182 nt
Organism: Panicum virgatum (switchgrass)
Lineage: Eukaryota; Viridiplantae; Streptophyta; Magnoliopsida; Poales; Poaceae
Product: kinesin-like protein KIN-10A
Exons: 7
Coding region: 197-2929 (910 amino acids)
Biological process (GO): microtubule-based movement
Cellular component (GO): kinesin complex; microtubule
Molecular function (GO): microtubule motor activity; ATP hydrolysis activity; ATP binding
Source: RefSeq, a predicted model, not a curated record
AGCUCCCAACGGCUACUUCCUAUUUCAAAUCCCUUCCCCUCCUCCCCCUCCGUUCUCCAUUUCACGCCUCCCUCCUCCGCCUCUCCUUCUUCCCCACGGAUUUCCGCGAACCCUGAACUCGUUCGCCUGCGGAUCCCACCAGCCCCGCCUUCCCAAAUCGCACCUCCCGAAACCCUAACCGGCUAAUCCCCCGCCGAUGGCGCCGCCCACACCCUCUCCCCGCCCGGGCCCGCCGCCGACGCCGCAUGGGGGCGCCCUGGCGACGCCCCUCAGGACGCCCGCCUCCAAGCACCGCCUCCACUUUCCGGCCACCACCCCGAAGAACGCCCACCUCGGCGCCGCCACGGAGCACCCGGUCGAGGUGAUCGGCCGCAUACGGAACCUCUCCCCGGGCGGCGCGUCGGCGCUGGAGAUCGCGGGCGGCGGGACGGCCGUCCGCGUGCGCGGCGACGCGGGCGGGUGCCGCGACUUCACCCUCGACGGCGUCUCCGUCUCCGAGGAGGAGGACCUCGAGGGGUUCUACCGCCGGUUUGUGCGCUCCCGGAUCGAGGGCGUCCGGGUCGGGGCCAAGUGCACCGUCAUGGUCUACGGGCCCACGGGGUCCGGGAAGAGCCACACCAUGUUCGGAUGCGCCAAGCAGCCCGGGAUCGUGUACCGCGCGCUCAGGGACAUACUCGAGGGGGGAGCAGGUGGAGAAGGCGAUGGUCCCGCCGGUCGAGGCGAGGAUGAUGCCGGGUUUGGGGCCGGGCUCUUCGUGCAAGUCGCGGUGCUAGAGAUCUACAAUGAGGAGAUCUACGAUCUACUCGUAGGAAGCGGGGCGAAUGCUAGAGGAAACGCCCCCAAGGCGAGGCUAGAAGUAAUGGGAAAGAAAGCCAAGAAUGCUACAUACCUCUCUGGAAAUGAAGCUGCGAAGAUAUCGAGAGAAGUUGCCAAGGUUGAGAAGCGUCGGAUUGUCAAAAGCACACUUUGUAAUGACCGAAGUUCACGGAGUCAUUGCAUGAUUAUCCUGGAUGUCCCAUCGGUGGGAGGAAGGUUAAUGCUUGUAGACAUGGCCGGAUCUGAGAACAUUGAAGCUGCAGGACAAACUGGAUUUGAAGCCAAAAUGCAGACGGCAAAGAUUAAUCAAGGAAACACUGCUUUAAAGCGAGUGGUCGAGUCUAUUGCUAAUGGUGAUUCCCAUGUUCCAUUUAGAGACAGCAAGCUCACAAUGCUACUACAGGAUUCAUUUGAGGAUGAUAAAUCAAAAAUCCUGAUGAUUCUGUGUGCUAGUCCUGAUCCAAAGGAACUGCACAAGACUGUUUCUACAUUAGAGUAUGGUGCUAAGGCAAAGUGUAUCAUCCGCGCUGCUCAUGCUGCAACACCGAGGGACAAAAUAAGCUCUGAGGAGUCAUCUACAAUGCUUAACUCAAGAAUUGUUGCGAUGAACCAGUUCAUCUACAAGCUUCAAAAGGAGAACAAACUGAGGGAGAAAGAGCGUAACGAGGCCCAGAACUUGCUAAGGCUGAAGGAAGAGGAGCUGACACAGCUGAGAUCAAAGCUCAAGCUGAUAGAAGGGCAGGAAAAAGCUGCUAAGGAGGAGGAGAUUAACUCCAAAGUCAUGGAGAAGACCCGGACCUUGAGGAGUGAGCUAACGAAGAUGGAAGAAGCCAUGCUUAGGCAGCAGGAAGAGCUCGCCGCACUAAAACAGCGACUACAGGAGGUUGAGCAUGUAAAGGCAGAUGCUUGUCAGCCAGUGCAACAGGAUUUCAUUGGAGGUAGAUUGUUGGCACGGCUGUCGGAGAUGCCUGCAGGACUUGAUCAAUCAAUGUCAAUGGUCAUGUCUAUGGAGUUAGAUAUGGGAGAUCAGCAACAAGACGUCAAGGUAAUAAAGGAGGAUACACGCCAGCAGGGCCACAUAUGGAAUCACACAACGACAGCAGGUGUUUGCACCGGUGCUGUGGUGCAGGAAGAUGAUGUCAGGCUAUCUGGGUAUCCGGAAAAGGUUGUCCUAAGCACUGUGUUUGAGGAGGGAGAUGAAGAGGAUGCGGAGAGGGACAGUGGUCUUGAAGAGGUGUGCAAGGAGGUCGUACAGGAGAGCUUUAAGGUGGACACAACACAACAUGCACUGGCUGAGAAAGAUGAUCCGGCAACAAGGAAGCAUCGGAUUGAGAACAUUUUCAGGCUCUGCGGGAAUCAUCGUGAACUAGCUAAGAAACCAAAGGUUCAGUCACCAACAAAGGAAGUGUUUGCAGACGAGAACAGAUCACCAGCAAAGUAUGUGUUUGGAGAGGAGAGCACGUCAGCAGCAAAGCAAGCUUAUGGAAAUGAAGACAGGGAGCCAUUAGCACGGGGAGCACUAGAGACCCCAAUGUGCGAUGUCAAAGUGGCCGAGAGCCCAGUAUCUUCGCAACUUUCACCAAUUGUAUGCCAAGUUGUGGAUCAACCUUUGUCGGAGCAGCUAAAGUCAUGCAGUACAGUGGAAGAUAGUGACCAGAACAAAGAGCAUAGUUUUGCUGGACAGAAGGAGCAGGACGGCCUGUUGGAAGUCUACAUCAAAUGGGAGUCUGGAAAUCUGAUCAAAGGGCUGAAGUUACUGCGGAACUCGUGCCUUUCAGAUUUGAGGAAGCUCAUAGAGGCGCACUUCGAAGAACAAAGCGGCAAAGACCAAUUCAUUUUCCUGCUCCUUGGGGAUCCUUCUGGUGGUCCGGUGUCAAGGGAGAAGGAAGCGUCGGUGCAGAUCAGCAAGUUGCCGCACUGGAACAACCAGCCAGACAGCUACCUGGCCUGCCUGCGGGCGGCCAAGAAGCCGGUGGCGGUGAUGGAUCACAUGCCAUUCAGCCCGCUGGACAGCAAGCUGAACUCGGUCGCAAAGGACACGCAGCUCGCCGGCGUGCUGUCGCCCAAGGUCAACCAGAUGAGCCCCAACUACAUCCGGGAGCUGAGAGCUUGAGCCCUAGUAGAGUAGUAAAAGGGUCGGAUUGUUGUUGCCCGUUGCUCGCGGCGACAUGACAGAUGUAUCUUGCAUGUAUCGAUCGCUUAGGUUCUGUAAGAUUAUUAGUUUGGACGUUUGAUGCAAUCAUGUAAUUCUUGCACGACCGGCAGGAGGAGCACCUUGCGGAGCUGCUCCCGAACGCUGGACGCCUGGACCUGUGGCCAUGUAUCUGUGGCCAACGAGAUGCGUUUGAAUAGAUCAAUUUUAUUCA